AUGGAAUGGGAAGCAACUGGCCUACUUCCAUUCAAUCCUUCAAUUGUCCUUAAUAAAUUGCGUGAAUUCGAGACUACUCCUUCAGAAUCUUCAAAUUCAGAUUCCAUGGAUUCAGAUACUUGGUAUACUCCUUCAACUGUACGCCAAUUCAACCGAUAUAAACGCAAACUCGAGGCUUUGGAAGAGGAAGAUGAAGAUAACUAUGAUGAGGACUAUAUAUAUGAAGGAUUACAGAAGCUUUAUAAGGGUAGUAUUGCAAUGGCCAAUACAGUGGCUCUUUUGCAGGAGGAGCUCUCGCAGACAACUGCCGCCUCGGCUGCUCGCAAACGCCGUCUGAACGGCUCACGGAGGAUUGGUAGUGAGGAGGCAUUGGAGAAGUUACGGCCAAAAUGGAAGAAGGUUAUGAAGGAACUUAAGAGAUAUUGCAGAGACAAAGGCAUUUAUGUUAAUGCCACCAAAUUUACAAGGAAUUCACGGCAAUAG
This is a messenger RNA of Histoplasma mississippiense, 483 nucleotides long. RefSeq lists its product with no specific name. The transcript has 2 exons. Bases 1 to 483 code for a protein of 160 amino acids. The record is from RefSeq and is a predicted model, not a curated record. Lineage: Eukaryota; Fungi; Ascomycota; Eurotiomycetes; Onygenales; Ajellomycetaceae.